UAAAUUUUGCUGCGCUCGCAGCCAAGUGAAUAUACGCCAAAACUGGAUUAAAUAAUCGUAAAUCGAUGCGGGAAAGUGCGAUAAACGUGCGGUGCAUGUUAUUUCACACGAAAGUGCAGUAUUUGGGGUGAAAUCUUGAAUGUAAAAAACCACCAGAAGUGGCCCGUGUCGCGGAUCCAGUCGACGACGCAGAGGGUUUUUUUUCUCAUCUUUUCUUCAUUCGCGCCCCGCUCCGUCGUGAGUGUAUUGUGUAUAUUGCAAGAUAUUCUACGGUGUGCUCAAUCAAUUCAAACGUAAAAAGAGAAGCAAAAAGACUAUUGAGGACAGGAUAGCGAAAUCGGAGGCGACCGUGUGAGUCAGCCGCACUUCGAAGCUCCGGACGUCUGGUCAGCAGACCUGCCCUCUAGACCGGAAGGUGCCCUUCCGACCGAAUCGACCGAGCCCAUUGUGUCUCGCAUCAGGCGGUACUCACAAAAGAUCACAUUCAAUGCAUCCUCUUGUGGCGUAAGAUCCCAAACACGAUUAGGACGAAUGAAUCACCGCCGUAGGCAGCGCAUAACCUAAGCAAAAAGAUCAACCCGCAGAUCGUGAGUUCGUUUCAAUUUGAUACCUUUUUUAACUAAGAUGGAUCCGGUAGGACCGUGGUCGUACUCGUAUAACCGGCAGCCCGGCACAGCUAGCAAUGAAUUCCACCACCAUCUAGCGACGGCAGCCGCAGCCGGUGGAAUCGGCCUUGCUGCUCAUAACACAACCGUUGGUGUGCCAUCAACAACGUCGCAGUUGCUGCUGCAAGCAGCUCACACAACGUCGCUCGGAACCACAUCGGGUCCGUUCAAUCCUCCCGGUUUUCUGUCACCCCCGGGCGUCAGUUAUGAUGCUGUUUUCACACCUUUGUUUCACCCGGCUGCUAAUCCGAAACCGGCCCACUACAGCUCGACUAUCAAUCAACAUCGGGUUCUGGCCCAAGCGCAGGCUCAGGCAGCAGUGAAGCAGGCCAGUGACUCUGAAGUACUGCGUGACAACUAUACGACUCAUCAAACGUUGGCUGUUGCUGCACAAGCAGCAAACUUUUUCGAACAGCAGCAGCAGCAACAACAGCAAACAACUAACACCAGUGCCGGUAGCGCCGGAUCCACAUCCACUAGUGGAUCCUGGCAGGGAAAUAAUCAACUUCCCAGCCCAUUUGGCAUCAUGCCCCACGAGAAUGUCGUUCAGUCCAACCCAGUGACAUCGGCAUCGUCGAAGACCACCACUACGUACGAAAAUUUCAACGCACAUUUCAGUUUAAACCAACAGUUGAACUCGCAGCUAGCCAGUAAGGCUUCGGCCAGGUCAGCAUCGCCUGCAGUUAACAGCGGAAGCAGCAGUGCAGGUUCCUCUAAAACUACUACGAAUUACUUCGCAUCGUCGAACACUAGCAGCAAUACGCAACAGUACGGUGGAGUAAAUGAAUCUCUUUCCAACUAUUCCAAUCAACAGCAGCAAGCCAGUAAACAGCAGUUGGACUACGGUGGUGCUAGUAAGUCAUUGCCGCCCUCUUCCGAUUCCGGUGGUCGUUCGUCUUCGCUUCAGCAGUCGUCCUCAUCUUCGUGCAUUGUUAUUACCCCAGUUUCUACUCCGACUAUCAUUUCCUCACCCUCAUCCCAGUCAUCUCCUUCAUCUUUCGUGACGGCUAGUGCGAAAGACUACAAGUACCAGUCUCGUAUCAUACCAUCCCAAACACCACUCGUUAAUUCUUCGAUUGUCUAUGCGUCUCGUAACCACAACGCUCAUCCUGUCGCAACAGCUGGCAGUUUGAUUGAUCCUAAAACCCGAUUGUUAUCACCAGGUCUUCAUACUCAACCCGUUAAUGCGCAACUGCAGCAAGUGCAACAGCAACAACUCCAGCAGCAGCAGCAACAACAACAACAACAACAGCAGCAGCAGCAGCAACUUCAUCACCAGCAUCAUCAUUUAGUACAGAUGAACAGUUUUAUCGUACCUCCGCCAACGGUAUCGCCACAGUCUCCGGUGCAUAACAGUAACAAGCUUGUACAUAAAGGUUCGUCCCACUCGAAAGGUGGCGGCGGAUCUUCGGCUACCAUCAAAUCCGAUGGCCAGCACAUAGUGAUUAGCCAUCAACCGCAGUCAUCGCCGAUUAGCUACUCUAUCACCGAUAACAAUGGACGAGCAAGCAAUUCGUCUGCUUCCUCGUCCACCUCGUCGAUCGCGGCGUCAACGACGACAGCGUCUAAACUAAAUAGUCCUAUUAAUCGUGUCAAUAACGGUAGUAGUAGUAGUAGUUCUAGUAUUUCUAGGAGUAACAGUAACAGUAGUAGUAAUCAGCAGCAGCAAUAUCAACAAAACAGUGCCUCUAGUAGCUAUAGAAGUAAUUAUAAUCAAUUGAAUGUAUCUGGUAGCAGCACUGAGUCCGUCGAUUAUGGCCGCGCAAAGCGUGAGCCUCCGCAGGCCCAGCAGUCCCAGCAGCAGUAUUCGAAUGGUCCCAUUGCGUCACUCUCCCGGCACCAGAUGACGCCCUCUUCACCGGCAGCAUCCGAUUACAGUAGUUCUUCGGGGGCAAUCCAAAGGCGUCCUCUAUCGCCGGCCCAUUCUCACUCUCAAGUGUCCCCAAUUAGUCCGGCCUACUCGAUGUACAACAGUCCGAUGGGCAAUACACUGUCGUCUCCACAACAUCAGCCCCAGCAACCGUCUUCUCUUCAAACGUCGGCAAUCCGCUCGCCGUCGAGUAAUAUUUCUCGGCAGUCUCAGCCGUCUCAACAACAACAACAGCAGACACAAUCACAACCAACACAACAGGUUGCGUACCCGUCGGUCAUAACGCGAACUCAGCAACAACCCCAAACAGUGCCAGGUUCAGCGCUGACGGCUCCCCUUCAAGUACCCACGCUUAGUCACUGGGACCACCGCAGUAGUACAAACGAACGGUCAGCGCAACCAGAGCGCAGUGAUCCGAUGACAAUAGUACGUAACCUACAACAGCCGAGUAUUAUUUCGUCACAAUCGGAGCGACCGCAACCUCCUCCCCAAGCAACACCCGAAAAGACUGAAUCGAAAUCGAGGCGGAAAAAGUCCGAAGCUCCAACGCGAAUCGUGCCGGCGGCAAGUGUGGCAAACGGAGAUUUCGGUGGCAGCUCCACCAUGACGAUAACGAAUGCGAGCAACAGCAACAGUAAAGAUCAAUCCCAAAAUGGCAACACGUUAGACUUUGAUCGAUGGAAUCUAUCGGCUCCUCCGGGAGCAGGAGCGGCGAAAAUGUUUACCAACAGUAACUUAAUGCCCCAGUCUCACUCAACCUCUUUUAUUCCUCCUCCCCAUCCGAUCUAUUACCCCGCGUUCCAUGGUCCCAUCCCGCUAAUACCCAACGAGAUUAUAAGUAGCACUCUGGCAGCAGCCGCCGCUGGAACUAAUCUCGAAGUCCCGACGUACACCACUCUACUCAGUGCGUCCGACAAUGCCCAACCGGUGGCUACAACCAAUGCUGACGGACGCGCCAGCGAAGACGAACAACCUUCCGCGAAUGCUGCGAGCAGCAACAAGGUUGUAGUUCCCAAUAUAGAGGAAGAACUUGGAUUUCUUGCAGAAAACACGAGGCAACCACACCAACAGCAGCAACAUCCACAGCAACCCCAGCAAGCAACGCAGCAACAACAACAACAACAACCGCAACAGCAAGGACACGGUCCUUCCAACGAUGCAGGAACAGCUGGAAACAAUGGCCUUGCGGCAGCACCAGCCAAAAAGUUCAAUGUUCCGCCGAAAGAUAGCAAGGGUUUUAUGGGCAGCUACCUAAAGUUCUUGCAAGGCGAACGGGACACCUCGCCGCCACCGGCGACCAGAACCAAUCGGAAAACAACCUGGACCCGGCCGGCUUCGAACGCCGGAAAUGCGGCCAAUAAAAACGCUGGAAAUGCUGCUAACAAAGUAGCUGCGGCGGCUGCGAAUCAAUCCCAAACUCAGCAGCAAACCCAAGCACAGCAGCAAGCACAACAACAGGCCGCCCAAGCCCAGACAACCCCAGCUGCUGCCGGGCAAGACGUUAGUAACGGUAUCUUUCAAGCUGACCAAUACAUGUCUAAUUUCCCUAUUCCACAUCUGCAGCAGAAGCAGUCGGACCACCUGCAACAGCAGUCGCAACAGUUGCAUCCGCUCCAGCAGCAACCGGAUCCACGAUACUCCGCCUACCCCGUCACGAAGGAUAACCGGAAACGCAAAUACGACUCUGAAGUUAAACUACCACACAUGUCAGCAGCCGAUCCCCUAACCGUUCCCCAGCGUCGUCAACCUUCGAAUCGGAAGGCAAAGGCCAAAGCCUCCAACAUACAGCAAAUGAUUGAGCGCGGCCAGGGCACCGGUGGACUAGAGGAACAGGCGGAUUUCGCGUCCGACUCCGACUCCGAUCCAGCCUGGACGCCUCAAGAGAAAGAGGAUGACGAAGAAGAAGAAGAUAUGAUGGGACGCAAGAAAGCUAAAGCACCGAAAAGUGUCGUUGGAAGUCCACGUGGCAAGCAACGACCGCGUUCGAAUAUUCUGUCAGUGGCUGCUGCCGGUGCCGGAAUUGCAGAUUAUGAAUACGGAAGUGAAGAUGACAACAACGCGUUGGCCCGAGGCGGUAACUCUCAAACUAUGGUAAAUCAAACUCAACAGCAGCAACAGCAACAACAUCAACAACAGCAGCAAGCAAUACAACAACAACAACCGAUGCUGCAACAGCAACUUCAGCAGCAGCAGCAGCAACUGUUACAACAGCAGCAACAACAGCAAAUGUAUCAACCAGCGACAGCUAUUCCCAACAAUCAACUGAUUCAAAAUCAGUACCUACAACAACAGCACCAGCAGCAGAUUCAGCAACAGUACAAUGCGGCGGCCAUGGUUAAUCAACAACAGCAACAGCAGCAGCAGCAGCAACAACAACAGCAACAGCAACAACAGCAGCCGCAGCAAUCACAGCAACCACAGCAAGCUGUAACCAAUAGCGACGAUUUUCAGACGGGCGACUUUGUCGUAAUCCGUUCCGAGCUGGUGCAAGAUUACCCGUCGAUCUGGCGGGUGGAUGGUAAAACAUUGCUGCAAAAGUACGAACCGUUCGAUCAGAAUGGGAAAACACUUCAUCGAAACGUGUCUACGUAUGCCGCCUGGAACGCGGACAGCAAGAAACUGUACGUAAAGAUACCGGUUCGCUUCCGGGUACACAAUCACAUGGAGUCAGUGGUCGAGUUUAUGCGCAACGAGAUGUCGAUCGACGAUACCGAACAGUUUCUGGAGAUGUCUAUGGACGAAACCAAGAAGUACCAGGACGUGUUCGAAGUGUACAUUCAAACGCUAAUCUCGCAGGCCUUGGAUUCGAACUUCUUGAAGGAAAUUUUCCAGGAACAAGACGACUACUUCCUAUCGCGAGUGCAAACGAUCGACAAUCUCACCGACGAUCGAAAGCGACGACUGAUCCAGAUUACGCCGUGGUCACGCAAUAUGAUCACCUCGAUCGCGACGUUCCCCGCGUACGACAUUAUGACCGAGUUGGGUCAUACCAACAUGAACCAUCCGGUUUGUGUCGCGUGCCAUCAGCCAGGAAUUUCGGUCCGCAUUGUACUGCAAGGUCAGACGUACAACACGGCUACACUGGCCCCCUGUCAGAUCCAGGACGCUCGGAUCCAGUACGAGAAGAACUUCCUGCUGUGUCGCAUCUGUUCGUCACGAUUCGAGCUGUUGCACAAAAUUUGCCACCAGAAGUACAUGAUGUUUGUCGAGUGCGCCAAACGCGUCAACCAGCAGAUUUCAAACGAUUCAUCCAAAGCGGCUACCAUAAUUUUAAACGAACUACUGGCCGAUGAGCAUUGGUUAACAAUGCUUUUCAAAGAGGUUCGCAGUAUUUGGGCCGAAAUCGAGAACAUGGAACGUCAGUAUCGAUUUCAGGUGGCAUCCCAAUGAGGACGGGAAAAGACGGCAAUAAAACCGACAUAGUAUCGUCACACAAGGUAAACAUUUCUUUUAAAAUCAAAUACAGAGCAAAUAGUCGAUUGGCUGAGCCAUCCUAGAUGAACCCAUAUGCGCAUGGAUGCAUAUGAGAAACACGCAAACACACACACACCCACACACACCUAUUUUAGCGCUUAAAAGUUAGAGCAGAGAAACAGUCAGCUAGACCCUUAGGCUUGGAGAUAAAAUUACUCGCUGGACCCACUAUAUAAUUGCACUACUCAUUAAUGAUUUUACACACUGCGCCCAAUAGAUUGAUGAAAAGUCUAUAAAACAGAGCAAAACGGCUAAAGGAAGAUACCUAAGUAUUCCCAUCGGUUAAGAGACCCUUUUAGCAAGCAAGCAGCACAACUCGAUAGCCAGCCUUACAUUUAAGUAUCGUUAGCCAUUUCCGGUUCCUUCCACUCUGAUCCUUUCGAGCGCGAAUCAUACGCUUCAAUACAAAAAGGAACUUUUUUUUCUGUUAUCGAAAUUAAAUUUGAAAGGGAAACUAAAGCAAAAAAUCCCGCGGACUUACCACACCUAAGUAUAGGCUCCGAAUACUGAAUUCGCUUAUUGUUAGGUAUUUUUAUAAACAAGAAGAGAAAAACAAUCGAAAAAAAAACAGAAACAAAACUAGUGCGCUGCAUUCAAGUCGUCUGUAAAAAGUAUG
Sabethes cyaneus is the source of this 6625-nucleotide messenger RNA. Its product is annotated as probable serine/threonine-protein kinase yakA. Lineage: Eukaryota; Metazoa; Arthropoda; Insecta; Diptera; Culicidae. The transcript has 9 exons. Gene Ontology annotation, cellular component: nucleus. The record is from RefSeq and is a predicted model, not a curated record. Bases 625 to 5925 code for a protein of 1766 amino acids.